This is a messenger RNA of Condylostylus longicornis, 2890 nucleotides long. It is a transcript of the gene S6kII, whose product is annotated as ribosomal protein S6 kinase 2 beta. Gene Ontology annotation, biological process: intracellular signal transduction; protein phosphorylation. The coding region runs from base 210 to 2558 and encodes 782 amino acids. NCBI's taxonomy places the organism in Eukaryota, Metazoa, Arthropoda, Insecta, Diptera, Dolichopodidae. Gene Ontology annotation, molecular function: ATP binding; magnesium ion binding; ribosomal protein S6 kinase activity. The transcript is spliced from 3 exons. The record is from RefSeq and is a predicted model, not a curated record.
AGAGUUAAAAAAGAAAUUAAGUGGAAUUUAUUUUUUGAUAUAUUUUUUUAGUAAUUAUAUUAAAUAUAAACAAUAUAAUUUAUAAUUAUUAAUAAUAAUUGAAGGAAAAAUCAGUUAGUUUUUUAAUGAUUUGGAAAUGUUUACAUAAUUCUUAUGUUUUUUCAAAAUUAAAAUCAAUUUAAAGUAUAUUAGACACCGCCUAAACAAAAAUGCCUUUGGCUAAUCCAAAUGAACCAUGGAGAGGCCAAGCUGGUGGGCAAGUUGAUCAAGAUGUAGAAAUGAUGGUCGAUGACGAUAAAAAACCAUCAGAAGCUAGUUUUUGUGGUAGUGGCGGAGGAAAUGGUACUAAUGGCGAUGAUACCCAUAUGAGUGAAAGUGAAAUUGAACUUAAGGAUUAUGGUACCGAAAAAGCAGAUCCAUCACAAUUUGAAUUGUUAAAAGUUUUAGGGGAAGGAUCAUUUGGUAAAGUUUUUCUUGUACGAAAAAUAGUUGGAAAGGAUGCCGGAACUUUAUAUGCAAUGAAAGUAUUAAAAAAGGCAACAUUAAAAGUAAAGGAUCGAGUACGUAGUACAAAUGAAAGAAAUAUUUUAGCAGAAGUUGGGCAUGCAUUUAUUGUUAAACUACAUUAUGCCUUUCAAACACCUGGAAAAUUGUAUCUUAUAUUAGAUUUUUUGAGAGGCGGAGAUUUAUUUACACGUCUAAGUAAAGAAGUAAUGUUUACAGAAGAAGAUGUUAAAUUUUAUUUAGCAGAAUUAGCAUUAGCAUUAAAUCAUUUACAUAGUUUAGGAAUUAUUUAUCGUGAUUUAAAACCCGAAAAUAUAUUAUUAGAUCAAGAUGGUCAUAUUGCAUUAACUGAUUUUGGUUUAUCGAAACAACCAUUAGAUGGAUCGAAGACAUUUAGUUUUUGCGGCACUGUUGAAUAUAUGGCACCAGAGGUUGUUAAUCGUAAAGGACAUCAUUUUGAUGCUGAUUGGUGGUCGUUUGGUGUUUUAAUGUACGAAAUGUUAACUGGCAACUUACCAUUUCACGGAGCUAAUAGGCAAGAAACCAUGAAUCAAAUUUUGCGAACAAAAUUGGGAAUGCCAGAAAAUUUAAGUCCUGAAGCGCAGUCUUUGUUGAGGGCUUUAUUUAAAAGGAAUCCUCAGAAUAGAUUAGGUGCAGGUCCUGGUGGUAUAGAAGAUUUAAAAAAACAUGAGUUUUUUGCUACUAUAGAUUGGGAAAAAUUGGAAAAGAAAGAAAUAAGGCCCCCAUUUAUUCCAGCUGUUUCAAGAGAUGAUGCAUUUUAUUUUGAUUCGGAAUAUACAAGUAAAUCACCUAAAGAUUCUCCAGGAGGUUGUGUCAGUGCUAGUGCACAUGAAAUAUUUCGUGGAUUUAGUUUCGUUGCACCAUGUCUUCUUGACGAUGAUGGAAGCGGUAUUUGUGGUGGAUCUACGCAAACAACAGAGUCCCCAUUAUUUUUAACAAACAACGAUGAAACCAUGACUAAUGCUGGAGCGACAAAUCCAGCACCGGUAGCGUCAAGAAUUCCCAUUUGUUAUAACAAUGUUCUUCCCGGUGUUGUUAAAGCUGGUAAUUUAGGAGAUGAAUAUAAUAUUAUGCAGGAACUGGGACGUGGAACAUUCUCUGUUUGUCAUUUAUGUGAGCAUAAAUCAAGUAAAAAACAAUUCGCAACUAAAAUUAUUAACAAAAGUAAACAUGAUUGUCGUGAAGAAAUUGAAAUUUUAUUGCGUUAUGGCAAUCACCCUAAUAUAGUCUCGUUAUUUAGCGUGUAUGAAGAUUCAACUUAUGUUUAUUUAGUUAUGGAGCUUUUAAAAGGUGGCGAACUUUUAGAUAGAAUUUUAGCGAUUCAAAGAAUGUGUGAAGGUGAAGCGAGCGCUGUUAUGAGAACUGUUGUUUCAGCUGUAGCAUAUUUGCAUGAACAUGGUGUUGUACACAGGGAUUUAAAACCUUCAAAUUUAUUAUACGCAUCUAUUCAUCAAACCCCAGAAUCUUUAAAACUUUGUGAUUUAGGAUUCGCAAAACAGCUUCGAGCUGAUAACGGCCUUUUAAUGACCCCCUGUUAUACAGCAAAUUUUGUUGCUCCAGAAGUUUUAAAACGACAAGGUUAUGAUUUAGCGUGCGAUAUAUGGUCAUUAGGUGUUUUAUUAUAUAUUAUGCUUGAUGGUAAAACACCAUUUGCUUCAACACCAAAUGAUUCACCAUCAAUGAUUUUAUCACGUAUCGGAUCUGGGUAUGUUGAUCUUGAAACAGGUCAAUGGCACCAUAUAUCACCAAAAGCUAAAGAAUUAAUAAGACAAAUGUUACAUAUUGUACCGCAAUCGAGGCCAACAGCAACCCAAAUUCUUAAUUAUCCAUGGUUGUGGCAACAGACCCCAAUUACAAUACGAUCAACGAUUAAUGAAAAUAUUGGUUUUUCGGAAGCAGCUGCUCUAAAAGGUGCAGUACAUGCGACAUACCGUGCUUUAAUAUCAGCACCACAAUCAGCUAAUGUCGGACCAGUUGGCUUAUCGGAAUUAGCACAACGUAGAGCAAAAGACAAAGUCAAUCUAAAUUCAUAACUUAUUUUUAUAAAAUCAUAUUAUAAAUUAUAAAUUAAUAUAUACAUUAUAUCAAAUUAAUUUAAUUAUUUAAAAACAAAACAUACAAAAUAAAUCUACAAAAUAAAAAAAAAAAUUAAAUGAAAUAAAAAUUUUUAAACGUGAAAAAAAAAAAAAGAAUAAUAUAAAUUUUUUCCAAAAAAAAAUCUUAAUUCUUCCCCAAAAAACAAAAAAAAUGAAAAAAAUUAAAAAAAUAUCUUUUUUUAGAAAAAUAUUUAAACAUAAAUUAUACAUUUAAAUAUAAUUAUACAAAUCUUACAUAUUCCAUAAAGCGUAAAUGUGUGUUUAUUGUU